Enterobius vermicularis (human pinworm) is the source of this 672-nucleotide messenger RNA. The record is from the annotation of a GenBank genome assembly. NCBI's taxonomy places the organism in Eukaryota, Metazoa, Nematoda, Chromadorea, Rhabditida, Oxyuridae.
AUGCAGUAUGUUAAAGGUCCCUACGAUGAACUUCAUACCAUCAACAAGACAGCUACACAGUUUGACCAAAGAUUACCGAUGGAGCAUCAUGCCGGUUAUAUUGUUAUCAGCUUUAAAUUAUUACGAGAACAAACUCAGCGUGAAAACUUAGAAAAAUCAUGGCUAAAUUGGUCUGGAGCCAGAGAAAUCUAUAAAUAUUCACCUUCCAAUUGGAAUCUACGUCGGAUAUCGUUACAUCGUAUUUCUAACAUCAGAGACCGGCGGAGAGGUUCAGAUGAUGAUGAAAAAGAAUGUGCCAGAAGCGGUUUAUCCAGUGUCUUUCAUUAUGUAUUACUGUGUGAAUUUAGCAGCAUAUUUCACCCAUCAAAUCGGUUACAAGCUUUAGAUAUGUGUGAACGAUUAAAGGUUCGCAACUGUGGAUACAUAUCGCUAUAUCGGGUUAAACAUUCAUAUUCGUCAACCAGAACGACUGAAGAAACUAUGGUACCAAAAACAACGUCAAGACGUGAAAGAAAUCCCAUGAUAAGAGGUUUUUCACAAGAGGUAGCAAUGCCAGAAGGUGGUACAAGUCCACGUAUACCAAAGUUACGUUUACGAGACCAUUCACUCGGCUAUGACAUUGAUGAAACAUUAGAAAAUGAUCGUAAUUUAAUCUUUGAAGAAUUUGAAUAG